This is a messenger RNA of Lagopus muta (rock ptarmigan), 1152 nucleotides long. It is a transcript of the gene CUEDC2, whose product is annotated as CUE domain containing 2. Lineage: Eukaryota; Metazoa; Chordata; Aves; Galliformes; Phasianidae. Gene Ontology annotation, molecular function: ubiquitin binding. The record is from RefSeq and is a predicted model, not a curated record. Bases 293 to 1147 code for a protein of 284 amino acids. The transcript has 11 exons.
GCUCUGCCCCACCGCUCCCGCCUCUAUGACUGGCGGCGCGUGCGCCCACGUGACGUUUUCAACCGCGCUGCGCGGGACCUGCGCCGGCAGAGAGCCUCCCGAGUUCGGGUCGCGGGAUGGGCUGUCGGCCCCGUGCGCACCGCAGGGUCUGUAAGCGCUGGCUGUGAGCUGGGCCUCUGCCAUACUGCUCAGGAGCAGAAAUGGAUUCCCCAGGCAAAGGGCAAUGGCUGACCCAUGAAGAAAUACUCACCUCACCUCCUUCUAUCCUUCAUUAGAAAAGAUUUAAGUAGACAUGGAACUUGAAAGAAUCAUUAGAGAGACACUGACGUGCUUCAUCCAGUCCCACAUCCCUGCUGCAGACCUCAGUGGGAUGGAUGAAGUUUUUUUCUCUUACAUUACGGGUGUCCUGGAAGAGCUGGGUUCACCAGAGUCCUCUGAGGAAACCUUCGACAUGGACACCUUUGUGGAAAUGAUGGAGGCAUAUAUCCCUGGCUUUGCAGAAAUUCAGAGUGGGAAUGUUUGUGAAAUGAUGUUCUCUCUCUCAGAAAGGCUUGGUGAAGCACGUAACAAAGAAAAACCUAGCCAAAAAGCUGUGGAAAGCAGAACAGAAGUGCCCUCUGAAGACCUGACCAAAGGCCAGGAGCCUGGAGCUGGAGUCUGCAAAGAUGAAAGGCUGUGCACACCUACAGACGGAGCUGGGGCCCAGGCAGGCGAUGACUUGAAGGGUGGUGUGGAGCUGCUACUGGAGAUGUUCCCAGCCUGUACUGUAAGCCAGGCAGAGAAGGCACUAGCGAUGGCCCUGGGUAACUUGGAAGAAGCAGUGCAGUUAAUUGUGGAAGAGAAGGUGGAAAUCGGCACAGCAGGUGCAAGUGUGAAGGAGCUGGUGCGGCCCCGCAGAGCACCCAACCAUGAGGAACUAAAGCAGGUUAUCUUACAGAAAUAUAUGAUGGUGGAUAGUGCAGAAGAUCAGAAAACACAUCGACCCGCUCCACCGAAAGAGGCUCCCAAGAAGCUGAUCCGCUACAUCGAUAACCAGGUGGUGAGUACGAAGGGAGAGAGGUACAAAGACAUAAAGAAGCCAGAAAGUGAGGAGAUGAAGAAAACUUACAUCAGCCUCAAACCAGCCAGGAAGUACAAGUUCCACUGACGGCC